This is a messenger RNA of Jaculus jaculus (lesser Egyptian jerboa), 5487 nucleotides long. It is a transcript of the gene Ppp1r15b, whose product is annotated as protein phosphatase 1 regulatory subunit 15B. Gene Ontology annotation, cellular component: protein phosphatase type 1 complex; endoplasmic reticulum. The record is from RefSeq and is a predicted model, not a curated record. Gene Ontology annotation, biological process: response to endoplasmic reticulum stress. Gene Ontology annotation, molecular function: protein phosphatase regulator activity. Lineage: Eukaryota; Metazoa; Chordata; Mammalia; Rodentia; Dipodidae.
CGCGGGGAUCGCCCGGGCCUACCGACCCCACCGCGGGCCGAGGCCGAGGCUCUGUAGGCCUGCUCCGCAUCCCGUCCGUCCGUCAGACGGGCCUGCCGCCGCCGCCGCCGGCGAGCUCCACGGGAGCCACCGGGGAAGGUGCCAAAAAAAGAAGAAAAAAAAAAAGAGGAGAUGGAGACCGGAACCGACCGGCCUCGGAGACGCUCUGCCCCGCGAGGGCCGGGCUCUUGGUUCCGGCUGCCCUUCUUCCAUCGGCGGUCCUCGGCCCUGCGUGCUACCCGGGACAGCUCCGGGGACCCCACACUGCCUUUCUCUUCCCAGCCUCGGACCAGCUACUGGGUGAAAUUGCUUGCCCAGCUCCUGGCCCCGCUCCCUGGGUUGCUCCAGAAACUGCUGCUUUGGAGCCAGUUUUUGAGUGGCAUGAUUCCGACUAGAUGGCUAGAUUUCUUGGGAGGCUUCAGCGUCCUGAGAGCCUUGAGGGGACGGGAAGAACCAGCCGCGCCCACGGGGCACAAAGCUUUGAGUUCCCUGCGGCUGGACCCCGCGGACUCGGUGGAGUGGCUGGAGCAGGGGAUCCGGUGGCAGUGCUCCACCUCAGACCAGGAAUUGGAACUGAAAGCCCUGGGAAGGGCUUUGGACCCCAUGACACACGCUUUUCUCCUGGAGCAGCAGCUGUGGGGAGUAGAGCUGUUGCCCAGUGGCCUCCAAGCCCGUCUGAUGUCUGACCGAGAAGAUGGCUCUUCGCCCUCUGGACUUGUAAACAUCCAGAGCUUGGGCAAUUUCAAGGUAGUCUCCUAUCUGCUGAACCCCUCCUAUCUGGACUGCCUUCCCCGACUCGAGCUCGGCUGUCAGAACAGCGUUGCAGCUGACGAGCUAGUUGAUUUCCGGACCCUAACCCCAGAGAGCUGCUGCUUUUCCGAGGACCGUUGCCAUCCCCAGCCUCUGCGUGCAGAGAUCCCGGCAGCUUCUUGGCAAGGGUGCCCACCGCUGUCUACAGAAGGCGUGCCGGAAAUCCACCAUCUUCGUAUGAAACGGCUCGAAUUCCUUCAGCAGGUUAGCAAGGGGCAAGAGUUACCCACCCCCGAUCAAGAUAAUGGUUACCACAGCCUGGAGGAGGAACAUAGCCUUCUCCGGAUGGACUUGCAACACUGCACAGAUAACUGGGCGCAGUGCCCUGCUGGAGUCCUUCCUGGAGCCACCACCGGGGAGCCCACCGAAGAGAAGACAACACUGUUGAUCAAAGAGGUUCCACUUGCUCGGGAGGAAGGCUGCCCAUCUUGCGAGUUGUCUGCGGGAAGAGAGUCUGGAGAGGGCCAUACCAGUGUCGUUGACUCUUCAGACACACGGGAGGAUAACCUUCCCAUGUCUGUCCGACCAGCUUGUAGCAACAAAUUGAUAGAUUACAUCUUGGGAGGUGCCUCCAGUGACGUGGAAACCUGUUCCGGUUCCGAAGGUGAGGAUUGGGACGAGGAGGAGCCUGAGGAUGAUGGUUUUGACAGUGAUGGCUCGCUGUCAGAGUCAGACCCCGAGCAGGAUUCCGAAGGGAUCCUUUGGAACUCUUUCUGCAGCGGAGAUCCUUACAGUCCCCAGAACUUUACCGCUAUGAUGCACAGUGCCGCCGGACUUGGUCCCAGGGACCCUUCGGAUUUGGGGAAGGAUUUAUGUGGUAUCUCCGAUCUAGGUAGUUCUCCCCAUUCUGGAAUUCUUCCUGAGACCCCUGACCAUAAUUCUGAGGAGGAAGAUGACUGGGAAUCCAGUGCAGAUGAAGCAGAGAAUCUCAGACUUUGGAACUCUUUUUGUAAUUCUGAUGACCCCUACAACCUUCUAAAUUUUAAGGCUCCUUUUCAAACAUCAGGGAAAAAUUGGAAAGGCUGUUGUGACUCAAAGGCACCAUCUGAGGCCGUGGUGGCUUUUUCCGAGUGUCAUACAUUACUUUCCUGUAAAGUGCAGCUGUUGGGGAGCCAAGAAAAUGAAUGUCCAGACCUGGUACAGCAGGAGGUUCUUUUUGGAGAAAGAAAUACGCAUAUCAAAAGAAAAAAGGUAACCUUCCUUGAAGAAGUUACUGAGUAUUAUAUAAGUGGGGAUGAGGAUCGCAAAGGACCAUGGGAAGAAUUUGCAAGGGACGGCUGCAGGUUCCAGAAACGAAUUCAAGAAACAGAAGAUGCUAUUGGAUAUUGCUUGACAUUUGAACACAGAGAAAGGAUGUUUAAUAGACCAGGAGCCUGCUUCAAAGGACUUACUGUUUUCAAGCAAUGUUGAGAUGAGUGGGCAGCCUGGAGCCCUAGCACACACUGCCUCUUACUUGAGAGGUUUCUCUUAAGAACAACUGUUGGCAGCUGUCCUUUGACAUUUCUUUUUUUAAAAAAGUACCCUGUACCUAGUAAUUUAGUUUGAAUUUUUUUUCCUCUUAGUACUAUGUCCCACUAGAAAUACCUAAGGUUUGAAGCUAGACCUGCUAAUGAAGGAUCUCUGAUUUUUAACCUUCUCUUCAAAUUUAGUGGUUGGAUGUGCAGGGUCUUGCUAUGUGGUCCUGCCUGGCCUGGAAGUCUAUGUAGACCACGUUGAACUUGUGGUGAUCUUCCUGGAUGCUGGGGUAGCAGGCAUGUGCCACUAUGCCUGCCUUGCUGGGUGCUUUUAAACAUCCUUUGCUUGCUUGAGGUGAAAACCCUUUGUGUUGUAAUUUUGCACUUUCAAAAUUUCUUACUGGGCCUGAUGGUGCAGACCUAUAAUUCCAGUUACUUAGGAGACUGAAGCAGGAGGAAAGGAAGUUCAAGGUCUGGCUGGGCUACAGAGUGAAUUUAAAGCCACCCUAGUUAUAGCAAGAUCUUAUCUUAAAAAACAAACAAACAAAAAAUCCCAAUAACCAAAUACUUUAUUUACUUGGGAAACAAUAUUUAUAGGGCUUAAGCCCCACAUUCAGUUCUAGUUUAAAUUAUACAUAUUUAUCUAAAAACUUUGGGCUCUUGUGUGUUUUUCUCUAGCGUUCUGAAAUUAAUAGUUUUAUGAUUUCUAUCUCCCUUACCCCUCUCUGUGUUCCUCACUGUAGCCCAGGCUGGCCUUGGAUUUUUAGUGAUCCUUCUGCCUCAGACUCUUGAGUGCUACAAUUUACAAGUGUGAGCCACUAUACUUGGCUAUGUAUUUUUAUUUCACUAAUUUGGUCACCUUAAGGGUAAAAAAAAUCUCCUGUAUGUGUUACCAGCUUAAAGGCCAUUAUGUCGUGUCUUCCCCCCUCCACACACACACACACUUUUUAAAAAGUGACUUGGAAAAAAAUUUUUUUUCCAGGUUUUCAUGUGUAGUCCAGGCUAACUUUGAACUUAAUAUGUAGUCGAGGAUGACCAUGGAUGUCUGAUUCUUCUACUGGGAUUACAGGUGUAUGACACCAUGCCCAGUUUAUGUGGUGCUGGGAUUCAACCCCAGGGCUUCAUGCGUACAAGGCAAGCACUUCCCCACACGUAAGUUACACACACCCAGUCCUAGAUUUUUUUAAAAAUAUUUUUAUUAUUUUUUAUUUAUUUAUUAGAGACAGAGAGAGGGAGAGAGUGAGAAUGGGCAUGCCAGCAAACUCCAGACGCAUGUGCCACCAUGUCAUCUGGCUUACAUGGGACCUGGAAAAUCGAACCUGGGUCCUUAGGCUUUGCAGGGAAAUGCCCUCAUGGCUAAGCCAUCUCCCCAGCCCAGAUUUGUUUUCUUUGUGUCAGUUGUACUUAACAUAUUUCCAAGGACUGCCACAAAACCUGUAGUGGUGUACUUCUGUGACUUUGAGAAAGCAGUAUUCGGCUGCUGUUUUGUUUUUUUUUUCCUUCUUGGAUGUUUCACCAUGUAGCCCUGUUGGCCUAGAAUUUAUUGUGUAGACCAGACUGGCUUUCACACUCUUGGUGAUUCUCCUGCCUCUGCCACCCAGUUGCUGGAAUUAGAAGGUUUCAUGCCAUACCCAGCCGGCCUGCCAAAUUUUGACGUUUUUUUCCCCUUCAAUGUCUAUGUGAACUGCUCUUUGGAGAGGUUUCUUUGUGUUAUUGUAGUUCCAAGUAGAAUGUGGUUCUUUGUGUCUUCCAGUAGGUAGAAAUUGUAAAGUGCUCUAGGAGUAAUCAUUACAUCAUAGAUGUUUAUUUUUUUAAUUUAAAAACCUAGAGUUAUACUAAAGGGAGGUGAGACACAUCAGAAAUGUGGUUUUGUUUUAUAUACUCUUAACAGAAAACCAGUGUUACUAACAUGCCUCAGCACGGUCACUUUUAAAACUUGUCAGGGUGACACUAAACUUGGAACUGGGCAGUGCUGCAUUUUCACAUACUAUAAACUUUACUCAACUUCUGGGUUGAUUGUGUUCUAUAUAUUUAACAAUGAGAGAAGCAGUGGUAAGACCUGUACUUCCAAAAAAGCAUAAAGUGAAGAUAAGACAGGGAGUUUUGAUAUCUAGCCCAGAGCCCGUUUUUGAGUCGAGGUGUGUGCAUUGAUUGGACAUGCUUAUUACUUAGAUUUACAUAGUAUGCACACGUGGGUCACUUCCUCCUCCUCUGCGUGCCUCCUACCAGUGGUAGAACGCAUGCAUAGAGCCAAUGACCACUUAAUUUUGGACUUACUCGGUAUGGGGUGGAUUUUGUCAGAAGCGCUUGCAGGGUAACUACCUCAGUUUCUAACCUACCUUGUCAUUUCAUCUGGUUUGCUCUAAAAUCUGCCUCCGGUGUUAACAUAUUCAUCCAUGCACACACUGAGAGUGCAACACUAUGAAGCUGGUCACAUGUCUGCAGGACUCUUUCUGUGUGUUGUGAGCGCAGCUGCAGAGUCUAGUAUGGACCAUGGAAACGGACCAGCUUCAAGCCUUGUUGGUUGGAAAGCAGGCAUGUGCCUAAGGAAGAAAGAACUGACACUGCAUAGACAGUCUUUUAAAACCAAAACUAAAGCAUGAUAUUUUAUUUCAGAGAUUUAGGUUAUUUUUGUGUUUCUGAAAUCCAGCACCUGUGGGAUAGCUGUACAUUCAUUAAGUUUUGAAGAUUGUUUCCUGAGAUUCCACCUCACUACUAGUAAGGAAAAGCCUGGUUAAAUAUCCCAAUACACAUAACCCUGUAGAAAUGAUGAGGGUGGAGGACAGAAACUGGACCAGAGGAGAAGAGAAAAUUCCGGUCCUUGACAUCCCAAACCUUACGUAAAUAACCCCUCCCAAGAAAAGAAAUUCCUUAGAGGUUUCAGCUGAGUGUUUUAUACACUCUCAUCUUGUAAUGGUGCUUUAAGUGUUGAUGUAAGCAUAUGAAAGGCUGAGUGACAGAUGUGAUAACAGCUCAUGUAUAACUUGAAAUCAGAACCAUCAGACUUUAUUUUUUUAUAAUUUAAGGCAGAUGAAAUUAGGAGUAGAUGAUUUCUAAAUUGGCUUCUUCAUAUCCAGUGAUUUAAAUGUAUCCAGUUGGGAUUUUAUAGCUAAAAUUCUAUUUGUAUAUAAUUGUUAACUAAUUUGUAAAUUGUAAUAAAUAUAUUUGCAGUUAUUAAAUGCUA